Messenger RNA from Penicillium taxi, 573 nucleotides. RefSeq lists its product as uncharacterized. The record is from RefSeq and is a predicted model, not a curated record. The transcript has 2 exons. Bases 1 to 573 code for a protein of 190 amino acids. Lineage: Eukaryota; Fungi; Ascomycota; Eurotiomycetes; Eurotiales; Aspergillaceae.
AUGACUCAAGUCGCUCGAUAUACAUCGGGUUUCGACGGACAGUUCCAGUCUAACUGGAACGGCAAAGGUCUUGACAUCUCAAAUGCCGCGUUUCUUCGCACUCCAUACGGCUCAAGACCCGAGCAACAAAGUGACAAUGGAGUGGUGUAUUACUAUGCCACCACACCUGUAACCGCUCUAGGAGCCAAAAUCAAAAUCAAUCGGACGGGCAACUCCGAGGUAAUUCUCGAGAGUCCCGAGGCGGACAAUCCCGCAGUCAAUUCAGAGGCCAAUCCCGAGGCCAAUACCGAGGCCAAUUCAGAGGUCAAAAUCAAGGCCAAAAUCAAAGUCAAUCUCGGGGCCAAUCUCGUCAAGGCCAAUUUUGUCGAGGUCAAAACCGAGACCAACAAAGCCAAAACCAACAAAAUCAGCCCAGAGGUCAGCCCCGAGGUAAUUCUCGAGGCCCGCCCAGAGGCCAAAACCAAAACCGAUACCAAAAUUUGCGGCAUCACCCACUCGAUCGUCAACAUGGUGGUCCAAAUCAUGAACGCAUCGAAGGAAAUCGUGGAGGCCGCAUUACACGCAACCGAGUAA